GGAGAUUUGGUAGAUUUUAAGAGCUCCACAGGAUGAAGAGGGGGACCCAGGCCAGACUGUCAGGUCUGCAUAAUCCUGGACUGGAGCUGGAGAUGACAGGAAGCAACAACCUGAUCCACGUCUCGGGGAGUCCUCAGGUCUCAGGGAGUCCUCAGGUCUCGGGGUGUCCUCAGGUCUCGGUGUGUCCUCAGGGGUCCAGGUCUUCAGUGUCAGCGGCAGUGAAGGCUGGAGUCCAGUGGGCAUCAUACUCCUGCAGCCGCUGGAAGCAGAGUAGAAAAAAGCUGACAGGUGACACACACACAGAGUCUGUGGUUUGAGGAGAUGUGGAUUUAUUACAGGUAUAACUCUGAUGAUCAAUACUCAGGUGUUCAGCUGGAGAUCAGUUACAGUGGUCUGGCUGAGGAUCACGAAGGUGACGAAGAUCAGCGAGACGAAACUGACACAACGAAUAAAAACCAACAUCUGAAUAAAAAACUGCUGAACUACUUCAGACAGCUGGCUGCAACCAACCACGACUCUGACCAGGUGGACCUUCAGUUUCUGGAUCAGGUGAUCUCAGACGGAGCUGAUCCCAACAGUUCAGACAGAUACGGACAGACCAUCCUGCAUGAGGUCUCCAGGGCGUGGAGUGUGGAUGUGAUGCGGUUCUUCUUGGACCGGGGCUCAGACCUCCACAGGCCAGAUCAGUUUGGAAUCACUGCGCUUCAUGUGGCCUCAGCCCUGGACUACCAGGACAUGGUUCAGUUCCUGCUGGACCAAAAAGCUGAUCCAGAGGCUCGGACUCUUCUGGACCAGCAGACCCCUCUUCACUAUGCUGCCAAAAACGAAGCCAUCGGUUCCAUCAGACUGCUGCUGCAGAACGGAGCCUCCAUCAGCUGCACCGACUACAAACACAGAACGCCAUUGCAGCUCGCCGCCAACAUGGAGCGCAGUGAAGCAGCUCGGCUGUUGUUGGAACUUGGGGCAGAGGCAGGGAUAAAGGAUUCUGACGGACAGCUCUGUAUAACCGCUCUGAUUGGUCGGAUGAGUCCAGUGGCGCUGCUGGCGCUCAGCCAGUUCCAUGUGACUGACAGAAUGACCAGACAGCAGUACUACUACCUGAACUUGCUGGAACCAGAACCACACUCACCUAAGACCCCCCUGCAAGAAGCAGUCAUCAGUGAGCCAACGUCUCCACUGGAAGUGGUGGUGCAGCAGAACAAACUGGACCUGGUCAUGAAUCCAGUCUUUCUGAAAUUAAUUCAGAUAAAAUGGAAACUGUACGGCAGGCUGGGGGCGUGGAUUCUCCUCAUCCUCAACUUCCUGUUCAAUGUCUCCUGGACGACCGUAGCCAUCUCUGUGUCCGUCCACCGAGACUCACCUGAUCGCUAUGUUCUUCCCCAGGACUGGUGGCGUGUCCUCCUUGUGGUCCUGGCGCUCCUGUUGACUGUGGAGGAGGUGCUGAGGGAGCUUCAGGACAUCCUGCGUUCCAGGAGGAAACUCCGCCUCUGGCGGCGGUGGGCGGAGCGUCGUCUCCAUGACGACCUGCACUGCUCACAUCCCAUGUGGCCUCAGGACAGAGUGUAUCUGUUGGAUCAGAUCAAACCGAUCAGCAGGAUGAGGGGAAGCUACAGCCGAGACUUCUGGAACGUGUUUGAUUGGCUCGUAUACUCUCUGCUGACGGCAUCGUUCGGUGUCCACAUGGCCGACGUGUUCCGUCCGUCUGUCAGUCUUCACACCGCCAGUCUGCGUCUGUUCUCCGUCACCAUCAUCUUCCUCUGGCUGCGACUGAUGAAGCACGUCAGAGCCUUCAGGUCAAUGGGUCCGUUCAUCGUCAUGUUGGGGAACAUUGUCGGGGACGUGAUGUGUUUCCUGUUCCUGUACUGUGAGAUCUUCGUUCCGUACGCCUGUAGCUUCUGGAUCAUGUUCGGAGGGUCGUCGUCAGUUCCCAGCAUGCAGUCUGUCUCUGGGCUGCUGUUCAGUCUGUACAGGAUCACUUUGGUGGACGAGUACGAGUACGCUGCCAUGGCGGCGGAGGACGCUGUUAUGGCUCCUCUGCUGUGUGGGACAUUUCUGGCAGCGUCGUCCAUCCUGUGUGUCAACCUGCUGAUCGCCCUGCUCACUGACACCUUCCAAAGG
Morone saxatilis (striped sea-bass) is the source of this 2118-nucleotide messenger RNA. RefSeq names its product transient receptor potential cation channel subfamily A member 1-like. NCBI's taxonomy places the organism in Eukaryota, Metazoa, Chordata, Actinopteri, Moronidae. Gene Ontology annotation, biological process: calcium ion import across plasma membrane. The record is from RefSeq and is a predicted model, not a curated record. Gene Ontology annotation, cellular component: membrane. Gene Ontology annotation, molecular function: protein binding; calcium channel activity.